Messenger RNA from Zootermopsis nevadensis, 3359 nucleotides. Its product is annotated as aminopeptidase N. Gene Ontology annotation, molecular function: metallopeptidase activity; zinc ion binding. The record is from RefSeq and is a predicted model, not a curated record. Lineage: Eukaryota; Metazoa; Arthropoda; Insecta; Blattodea; Termopsidae. Gene Ontology annotation, cellular component: membrane; cytoplasm. Gene Ontology annotation, biological process: proteolysis.
CUCUUCUGUUGCGUUAUGAGUUUGAGACUUGCGCCACUACCAUAUAAGACUGGAUACCCUUCACAGAGGUCGUAAGUCCUUUAUUAAAACGUAGCUGGCUCUUCACUGAAACCAUCAGUUCAACAGUUGGUGCAUAAUCUGCCAGUCUUGUGCAAGUGCACAAGAUUUAAACUGCAACCAUGUUACAAGCUCCUUGGCUUAAAGGGAUGGUUCUACUGUUAGCUACCAUAGUUGUUAGCAGUCCGGCAAGAAAAGUUCUCCAUUCCAAGUCACCCAGUGGAGGAUCACAAGGCUAUGAAGCUAAACAUUCUACAGGCCAUUCCAUUUCAAGACGAAGUGUUGACGUGCCAACCAUCAACAUGGCUAAGGCCCAUGUUGAUGAUUUACAUUUACCAAGGGAUGUAACACCAAUGGCUUACCAUCUAGAACUUCAUCCAUUUCCUGAUGAUGGUUACUUUAAGGGUCGUGUGCGCAUAAACAUCACGUGUCAUGAGGCAACAAACACCAUAACAUUACAUGCUCAUGAGAGCCUGCACAUAGCACAUUCUGAGGUUUCUGUGAAGCAGCUUGGAGGAGGGUCUGCUUCAUCAGAAUCAAAAGAUACAAACGUUAAGACUGAUUAUCCUUUCAGGCACAUUGGGGAAUAUGGGUCUUCAUUAUCAUCAUUGUUUCCUGUUACAAUCUCCAGCACAAAGAAGGAACCUUCAAAGCACUGGUAUGUUAUAACCUUAGCAGACAAACUGAAGAAAGAUCUAGCCUAUCAGCUGGACCUCUCAUUCACAGGCACCUUGACUAAUGAUACAACAGAGGGUUUCUUCCGUGCCAGUUACCAGCUUCACCGAACCAAGGAAACAAGAUGGUUUGCAGCAACCAAAAUGUCACCAAGAAAUGCUCGACGAGUCUUCCCAUGUUUUGAUGAACCAGAAAUGAAGGCUUCAUUUAAAAUCAGUGUUGCAAAGACCAGCCGUAUGGUUGCUCUUUCCAACAUGCCUGUCAAAUCCAAUGAGAAAAUGGUGAAUGAGACUGAGUGGACCUGGGUACACUUCCAAGAAACUCCCCCCAUGUCAACCUUUUCUUUGGCAGUUGUUGUUUUGGAUUUGGAGAGUGUAUCUGUAACAAAAGCAGCUUAUGCUGGAGGUGCUGUGACCAUGUCCAUAUUUGUACAACCCAGCUUCCUCUCCCAAGUGCAGCAUGUUUUGGAAAAGGCAUUUCUGGUGGCGGAGUUUAUAGAGAACUACCUGAAAGUUCCAUUUCCACUACCAAAACUCGAUAUGGUGGCCCUACCUCGGUAUUCUGAUCCUGAGCCAGCAAACCACUGGGGACUUAUCAUUCUGAAGGAAAGUGAUUUAGUGAAUGAAGAGACUCUGUCAUGGCGCCUGGCUGCUGAAGUGUCUAAGCAGUGGUUCGGUCACCUAGUGAGCCCUACUUGGGGUAAUGCCAGGAUUAACAAGGCCCUUGCUUACUAUCUGGCCACUAUGGCAGCAAAGCAGGACAAAUGGAACUGGAAUCUAGUGACAGGCUACUCUCUGUAUUAUGAAUUCAGCAAGCGCCAUCCAUAUUCCAGUCUUGGCUCUCAGGAAGAGUACAUCAAGAUUAUUAGAAUUCAGUGGCUGCUCCGAAUGCUGAACUACACUCUUACAGAAGUCACAUUCAGAGAUGGACUAAGAAAAUUCCUUCAGGAGAAGAAGUUCAAAACAUAUAAUGAAGACGAAGUUUGGAGAGCACUAACCAGUCAAGCAAGAGAAGAUAUGACCCUAGAGGAACCAAUCACAGUGCAACAAAUUGCAAAGUCUUGGAUUACAAAAGAUCGUUUUCCAGUGGUAACUGUGACAAGAGACUAUGAUGAUAACUCGGCCCAUGUAGAGCAGCAUGUAUUCUUAAAAGAGCAUUCUCAUGACGUGUAUGAGCAAGACUCUCUGCUGUGGUGGGUUCCUUUGAUAUAUGUAACAUAUGACAACCUGGAUCCCAGUGCUGUUCAUGAUACAGUCAUGUGGAUGAAAGAGGAGAGACACACAAACAUCGUCAACCUGCCCGGGCCCGACUACUUCAUCAUCGUCAAUCCAGACGAGAUAGGUAUGUUCAUGGUGAACUAUGACCAGCAAAACUGGGCCCUUCUCUUAGACUACCUGCUUGGCUCUGGGCCACAGAUCUCCUCUGCAACAAGAGCGAAGCUGUUGCACGAUGCCUGGAACCUGGCAUAUGGAGGAGAAUUGGACAUGGCAACUGCUCUCAACAUGACUCUGAUCCUGGAGCAAGAGACAGAUCUGUCUGUCUGGGAAGUCAUGUUUACAAUGAUCGACCAUCUUGGAAGGUGCAUCAGUGGUACUGAUGCUGGUCUUAAGUUUGAGGAGUAUGCUCGUUUAAUACUGACAAGACUCACAGAAUCUCUGGGAGCUCCUCAAACAGAUGAAUGCAGUAAGAAGACAAAAUUGCGGUCACUUGCUCGUUUCUGCUUGUGUCAACUUGGCCACCAGCCAUGUGUGACAGAUGCUAGAGAAACAUACUCAGUGUGGAUGCAGAAUGAAGACCCCAAUGCUGGAAAUGUUGUUCCAGAACUAUAUAUGUGCACAGUGUUCCAGUGGGGUACAAUGGAAGAAUGGAAGUUUGGUCUACAAAGACUGAUUCAUUUUCCAGCUGGUAGAAACUGGUCAGAGCGAUACUACCUACUUAAGACACUGGCAGGUUGCCCAAGGCAGCAGGAGAAAGUUGAGAGGAUUCUGAACAUCACUUUAUUGGAAAGCAAUGACAACUUCACAGAUUCAGAUGUGCGCCUGGUUCUGAACAUGCUCACAGGUAGUUCUGCUGGCUACACCACACUUUUCAAUUUCCUUUCUGAGAACUGGGAAGGACUGAGGCAGAGAUUGACAGGGAAGUCUCAUAUGUGGGAAUACCUGGUGCAUGCUGCAACUGAGAUGUUCAAAACACUGGAAGGUUACAACAUGGUAUCAGAACUGUAUGUGACUCAUCAGGGCGAAUUUGGAACUGCUGAAUCAAUUGUGGAGCAGGCUCUCCGCACAGUGAGUGCUGAAGCCCGGUGGAGUGAUGUGAAUUUGCCUGUUCUGGAAGCAUGGCUAGACAGCCAUCUGCCUCUUAGCAGUAACACUGGCAGCACUGCUGCUCCAUGAGCACGUUGUUUGUAUGAGGUAGUAGUGCUGGUAAUAAUAUUCACUGUACUGUAAUGGGGUAUGUAUUUGCAGUUAGUGGGAUUGGCCUGUUGAUCUGUUCAAAUAGUGUAUUAGACCUGUAAUAAAAGGUUAUGUAGUCUCAUUAUUUUUCACUGAAUGUUGUUAUAGAAUGAUAUGAUUAGGAAUCAUGGCACUGAGCACUUUCAAUAAAAACUUUUAGUGAGUGAAUUUGAA